AUGACGGCUGUCUUAAUGGAAGAUUUAAAGCGUACCGAGCCCUAUGCUCGACUGGCACGCUCAAUGGGCGCCGAGGCAUCGACCAGUAUUCUUAAAGUGCCUGGUGCUUGGUGGUCGACGCUGUAUGACGGCUUCGCGAAGAAGAAGAAUGGUUCACGCAGCUGGACCCUGAUCUGUGCGGUCUUGGUCAAUAUAAUUGGCUUUCUGGUCAUUUCUCCACUGUCGUCUGCCUUUCUUUUUUCGGAGGAAGUUGUUGUCCCUCAAUCAACCCAUUUUACCAAUCUUAUCCCAGUGUCGGGGUCAGGAUCAGGAUUGCCCAUCAAUGCAGAUCGCUCGACAAACUUCCGGACGAUUGCCCAUCUGCUGCAAAAUGUAUCGACAUCGCCGUGGAUCACGGAUGACUAUACAAUCCUUCCGUUUUGGCCGGCUGAUCUCCACCCAUCCCCGAUUACUUCUUUGCCGACAAUUUCCACUCAAAAAUGGAAAUCAGAAACGACAAUGUUCAAGAGCGAGCUGAGCUGCACUGAAAUGAAAUUGGAACAAAAGACCAGUGGUAUUGUAGAAUAUGAUCAGGGAGGAACAGCGGCGGCUUCCAACUCCACGGUGUGGUCAUCGCCCGAUGGAUGUCGGUACGGGAUAUCGGUACCCACAUCCUUCUGGAACACGGGCGGAGGCAGUUGGUCCGAUGCGUCUACCUUCUACUGGGCAGAAAGCGCAUUAGAUUCGACAGACGCCUUAGAAUUGACGUCAAAUCAUACCGCUGAAUGCAAUGGUAGAGAUAUCAUUCUCGUCACCGAGUCAUGGGAAUCCGAAAAUGCCAUCUUCUCAGCCCAUGUCUGUGAGACUCAGUAUCUUAUGGCAAACAUCACCGCAACGAUUUCACUCACGGGCAAUGACCCAGAUAUCGAGUUUGAUGAAACCGAGUUUGAAGAGAAUAAAAUCUCGAUCCCAGAUACCCUAUUCAACACAACGCAGUUCAGAGCCCGGAUGCUGGAUUCAAGCUGGCCCACCUACAUGAUUUCCAUCCUGUGGUCCAAUACCGCAGUACUCGGGGGUCCCUCUGUCCUCCUUGGAGCCUUAUAUGAUUAUAACAUGACGGCCUUGGUCAAUUCCCCCGAUUGGGUCUCUUCGGCGGCCAAGGCCCAACAGCGCUACUUUGGCGAAGUGCUGCAGACGGCGUUGCUCCACGAGGGUGCUUCACAAACAACCGCACUCCAGGGCGUUAUCCAUGAUAUUGAAAGUCGGGUCGUGGUACAGGCCGGGCCUGCUAUUGCUUUGGGAGUGCUCUUUGGCGCCUCUUUUGUCCUUUUACUCGUCGUCUGGUGGGGAGCACAACUACGACGACGGCCAUUGAACCUGAAGGACGACCCGGCCUCAACUCUCGGCGUGGCCUGUCUGAUGGCGCAAAAUGACCGAGUCCGAUCCGGCUUUCAGGUUUUUAGACAACCGUCAGGGAAACAUCUUCGUGAAAUGUUACAUGGACAAUGGUUCUAUACAGACCCUCACGGCUUGACCCGGUAUAAUCCUGGCGAGGCAGCCCGGCGGGGUGGAACUCAAUCCGAGAAUGGGACGCCACGGCUCCUUCGUCUGCCCGCUCUCCUUGCCCUAAUUACCGUUUUGCUUGUCGUUGGGGCCGGUAUUGCGGUACUUUGGCACUUUGCGGAGUCAGUUGGGCUGUAUGAAAAAGCGUUCGUCUACCAGGUCGAUAUAUCCUUUCUCAGCAAUAGCAUGUCCUCUGUGGUUCCGAUCUCCAUUGUCCCAACUUUGAUCGCUGCUAUCAUUGGCUUGUGGUGGAAUGCCAUUGACGAGAAAUUUCGCCAUCUCCAGCCCUAUCUGGCAAUGUUAGAGAACAACCCACCACUCGCUCGUGGUGCCGGUUUGUCAUAUCAAUCUUCGUUCUGGAUGUGGGCAUGUGUGAAGGCAGCGCUCAACCAGCAUUGGCUAUUGUCCUUGCUGACGCUGGGUAGCACCCUGUCCCCCGUUUAUACUACCGCCAUGUCUGCUCUCUUUGACCGCGGCCCAGGUGUGGUCACUCAACCCCUUAGCCUCAACAACAGUCUCGAGAUUCGGAAUAUCCCCUUUGUUUUUCCUACAGAACAGUCCUACUACCCCGAUGCUUCGAAUGACUAUGCAGGGGUGAUCCUCGCGGACUUGUAUAAAAACCUUUCCACACAUUGGAUGUACACCGCCACCAUCCAAUUGACCCUUAACGGAUCUGAGCCGGCAUGGAGCAAGGAUGGCUGGAAUUUUGUUCCUGUCAAGCUGAAUCCAGCAAGCAGAGUUGCCCUCCCGAACGAUCUAGACGAGUCCGAUGAAGCUGCAGCCGGUGCUCCAUCCAACAUCUCUUUCAGCACACCCGCACUACGCGGACGCAUCGAAUGUUCCCCUCACCCUAGCGAAGCAUUCCAGAACACAUCGCAUUGGCUGACUCCUCGAGACUUAAGUAACUCUACAAAAUGGAACACAAGCACGAUCCCACACGGUCUCACAAGCGGCUACCAGCUCGGCACAAGCUGGAUAUACAAGAAAAACAACCCCAGCGUCAUCCUCCCCCCUCACUCCGUCCGAGAACAUAACCACCUGUCCCGGCUCAGCGGCGUCUGGGACCCAAGCGUCGCGGUGGGCUACUGGUCCCCGAAUACCAAUCUUUCGACCUGGACCACGCGCGAGUGGCACCGCAACUUCACGGCCAAGUGGUUCUACGGCAAUGCCGUCACUGGCAUCAAGAGCAACCAGUUCAGCGCGCUCGACCCUAUCACCGACAUCGAUCUGCUCUUUCCCAGCCCGCCCUCGCUCACUAUGCUAAACUGUAGGCCGGUGAUCGAGUCCGCCAGCGCAACUGUCACCGUGAAUCCGGCGAACGGCCAAAUCCAGUCCUACGCCAUCACGAAGAACCCCCAGGAACGCGUCGAUGCCUUCGCAGACAACUUCCUCCCACAUAACGGGACCCAUUUCAACCGCACGACAGGCAUGAUCUCCUACAACGUGACUGUGAGCUACGGCCGGCUCUUCAUGGCCUCGAUGCUCACAGCUGCCGACACACUUCACAUUGGCGGCGCGGCGCAUAUCGGCGGCUACACGACGGAGGAUCUCGAUGACAACACAUACAAUAUCCGCGACAAGGCUGCCGGCUUGAACCUGGACUUUAUGAGCUAUGCGAUGUACAGCAUGGCCGGCAAGGACGCGAGUGCGUUAGCCGACCCGGUUAUUUACGCCACGCUCGCACAGCGCGCCUUCACCACGUUCUUUCAGCAUUUCGUCAGUAGUAGUGCUACCGCCACUGCUGGAGGAUGGGGCUAUCAGGAGAUCAACGCGAGCCUGCCGAACGAGCUGGGGCCGGUCGUGGAGCUAGUAAACGAUUAUCUGCCCGGGACGGUGGCAGCGGCGUAUCAGGACACGACGAACCCGAUCUCACGGACGAACCGCACAGCCGCAGCAACCGUCUCGCAGCGUGUCGAGCUGUUGCGCAUGAAUGCGGUUGCAGUGUGGCUGAGCAUCGGAAUCAUGGGGUGGCUCGUGGUGAGCACAGUGGUGGUGGCAGUGCUGCAGCGGCGGUACUUCGGGUCGCUGGUGCGCAACGUGGAGAGUCUGGGAGACGUGCUGGUGCUUGUGGCAGGCAGUGCAAACCUGCUGGCGAUGGUGCGGGAGAUGCAGGAGGGGCGGUUGGGGGCCGGGGAGUAUGGGACGUUGCGGGCGCGGCUGGGGUGGUUUGUAGACGAGGAUGGAGGGGUGCGCUGGGGGGUGGAAAUGGAGGAGGGAUUUAGGGGUGGGCCUGGGGUGCAAUGGGUGGCGACGCCGAGUUUUGGGGACAAGAAGAAGAAGGGGGUAGAUACGUGGGUGUUGGACAGUGAAGGCGCGAGGGUGUGA
Penicillium macrosclerotiorum is the source of this 3867-nucleotide messenger RNA. Its product is annotated as DUF3433 domain-containing protein. Bases 1 to 3867 code for a protein of 1288 amino acids. NCBI's taxonomy places the organism in Eukaryota, Fungi, Ascomycota, Eurotiomycetes, Eurotiales, Aspergillaceae. The transcript has 4 exons. The record is from RefSeq and is a predicted model, not a curated record.